Molecule: messenger RNA, 747 nt
Organism: Aureobasidium uvarum
Lineage: Eukaryota; Fungi; Ascomycota; Dothideomycetes; Dothideales; Saccotheciaceae
Source: the annotation of a GenBank genome assembly
AUGUCUGCUCAAUCUCGGACCUCUGCUGCCGACCAGCCUCGCAAACCCAGCAGCGCGUCACCAUCUGCAAGUCCUCCGCGCACAUUGUCCAAAGCUGUCUCGAUCCCAUCCCAAAGACCAUCGAAUGAACACUUCGACACCGUCGUCACGAUUGAAGUCGGACCCGAGAAGAAGGUCUUUGUUGUUCACAAAGAGUUACUCUGCUUCUACUCUGACUACUUUCGUGCUCCUUUCGAUGGAUCGUUCAAGGAGGCGAUCGAGGGAAAGUUGACACUUCCUGACGAGAACAUCGACACUUUCUACCUCUUCGAUGGCUUCCUCUAUACCAACCAACUACGCAACCAAGAACGUGCAUCUGGCUCUAACAUCAGGUGUUAUAAUUUGUCUAGACUCUGGGUCUUUGGAGACAAGUAUCUGGUGCCUGCUCUCCAGAACAUGGCUAUGGAUUGCUUAGUCGAGAGACUUCACAUAGUCAAGAAGAGACUGGGCUCCGAACCAACUAUGAGCUUUAUCUACGAUAACACAGUGCAUGACUCGCCUUUAAGGAGGAUGGCAAUCGACUGGCAAGUCUACGGCAUCUGCGUCACGGAUAGAGAACAACUUUGUUCGUGGCCCCGCGAGGCUGUGGUCGAUCUCGCCAUGGCUCAGUCGACCAAGGAGACUAUGCACUACGCGGGCAAGCAAUUACCAGAAAGUGGCAAGUGUCACUAUCAUCUCCAUGCCGAAGGAGAAUUCUGCGAAGUCUGA